GGGUUGGUUCUGAUUAUGAUGUGUGCCUGUGUGUUUGCAUCUGUUUGUGGUUCAGCUCCCAGCAGCUGCAUUGUGACCGAGUGGGGCGAGUGGGACCCCUGCAGCGCCACCUGUGGGCUGGGAAUGAGAAGGCGAGAGCGCAUGGUGAAGAUGCCGCCUCUGGACGGAUCCAUGUGCAAAGCGGAGGUGCUCGAGGUGGACAAGUGCAUGAUGCCAGACUGUGACGCGGCGCCCUGCAUGCUGUCCCCGUGGUCGGACUGGGGGGGCUGCAGCGUGUCCUGCGGCGUGGGGAUGCGGACGCGCCAGCGGAUGCUGAAGUCGGAGGCGGCGUCCUGCUCAGAGGAGCUGGAGCAGAGCGACAAGUGCAUGCUGCCCGAGUGCCCUGUGGACUGCAUGGUGUCUGAGUGGUCCGAGUGCAACAAGUCGUGCGGUAAAGGCCACACCAUCCGCAGCCGCAUGGUGAAGCUGGAGCCGGGGCCCGGCGGCAGCGCCUGCCCCGAGACCGUGCAGAGGAAGAAGUGCAAGGUCCGCAAGUGCCGGGCCAAGACGAAAGAGGAGAGAGGAGGAGGUGGAGGAGGAGGGGGGAAGAGGAGGCGAAGGGGCAAGCAGGGGAGAGACGCAGCUGUGGAGGAACAACCAGGGUGCCGGAUGCAGCCGUGGACCGGCUGGACGGGCUGUACCAAGCCCUGCGGCGGGGGUAUCCAGGAGCGCUUCAUGCUGGUGAAGAAGAAAGCCAAGGUUGCCAGCUGUAAGGAUCGGAAGGAGAUCCGCGGCUGUAACGUGCAUCCCUGCUAACAAGCCCCUCCUGAGCUCAAGGCUUGAAGGGAGGUGAGGGAGGGUAUACACACGCAGUAGACAUGUGAGUUUUCGAAAUGUGUUGCUUAAAAGAUUGCCGACCAGACAAUACACAUCCGUUAAAGUUGACUCGAUGCCAAGGCUGAGCUGCCGAAACACGCAUUUUAGAUUCACUUUUACAAGUUUUUACAGACGUUUUCAGGUCAAAGAGACAUUCACAAAGUAUUUUAGUAUUAUAACCACGUGCUGAGUCUGCAGAUGGUUUUAAGGGGUUAUGGAGAAGUGUUAGGCUAGCUAGUUGGCACACAGGUUAGUCCAACCCUUUUGCAGUCCCUCCCAUAAGGUCCUCGAUGAUUCCCGACAGACGUGGGAGGAAUCUCGAUGCGUGAAAACAUAUGUUGCCAGGCCCCUUCUUUAGCCUGUGAUGCAAAAUUACCCUAACUCUAAAAGUGUGCUUUUUCCUUUCAAUAUCAAGUCAGACGAGACGCAAUAGCUUUCCUUGUGUGCUGUUUUGGGUUUAUGGACCUUUGCAUGGCGAUGUAUUGUCAAUGGCAAUGUAUUGUAUUGUCACGGCAAUGUAUUGUCAAUGGAAACGGCUCUUUCUUAGCUACAAGUCUAAAAAGAUUUCCUUGAAAAAUAUACUUCAUACCGAUCUGUGAAUAGAUUU
Molecule: messenger RNA, 1462 nt
Organism: Gadus macrocephalus (Pacific cod)
Lineage: Eukaryota; Metazoa; Chordata; Actinopteri; Gadiformes; Gadidae
Product: spondin-1-like
Exons: 4
Coding region: 16-795 (259 amino acids)
Biological process (GO): cell adhesion
Cellular component (GO): extracellular matrix
Source: RefSeq, a predicted model, not a curated record